Molecule: messenger RNA, 879 nt
Organism: Syngnathus typhle (broad-nosed pipefish)
Lineage: Eukaryota; Metazoa; Chordata; Actinopteri; Syngnathiformes; Syngnathidae
Product: voltage-dependent calcium channel gamma-5 subunit
Exons: 5
Coding region: 1-879 (292 amino acids)
Biological process (GO): positive regulation of synaptic transmission, glutamatergic; transmission of nerve impulse; neurotransmitter receptor internalization
Cellular component (GO): AMPA glutamate receptor complex; postsynaptic density membrane
Molecular function (GO): channel regulator activity; voltage-gated calcium channel activity
Source: RefSeq, a predicted model, not a curated record
AUGAGCCUAUGUGGCAGGAAGGUGCUGACGUUGCUGAGCAGCGUGUUCGCUGUUUGCGGCCUGGGCCUGUUGGGCAUCGCCGUAAGCACCGACUACUGGCUUUACCUGGAGGAAGGCGUCAUCCUUCCACUCAACCAGAGCACCGAGAUACGCAUGUCCCUGCACUCUGGCCUGUGGAGGGUUUGUUUCCUGGCUGGUAUGUUCAACACAGGUGCAAUUACACUACCUACUACUAAGUUAGGGGAGGAGAAAGGUCGCUGUUUUACCAUUGAAUAUGUGAUGCCCACUAAAGUCCAGUUGACUUCGGAGUCCACUAUUAGUGUGUUGAAGAUGAUCCGUUCUGCCACACCUUUCCCACUAGUCAGCCUCUUCUUCAUGUUCAUCGGUUUUGUCCUGAGCAACAUUGGCCACAUUCGACCACAUCGCACCAUCCUAGCCUUUGUUUCAGGAAUCUUUUUCAUCUUAUCAGGUCUGUCUCUGGUAGUUGGUCUGGUGUUGUACAUCUCAAAUAUCAAUGAUGAAAUGUUGAAUAGGACCAAAAGCAAUGAGGCCUACUUCAGCUACAAGUAUGGAUGGUCGUUUGCUUUUGCCGCGAUCUCCUUCCUUCUCACUGAGACAGCCGGCGUGAUGUCGGUGUACCUGUUCAUGAAGCGCUACACGGCGGAGGACAUGUACCGACCCCACCAGGGCUUCUACCGGCCUCGCCUCAGCAACUGCUCAGACUACUCGGGCCAGUUCCUCCAUCCGGACGCAUGGGCCGGACGCGGCCGCAGCCCCUCGUCCAUCUCCUCCGAGGCUUCCCUGCAGAUGAACUCCUCCAACUACCCAGCCCUCCUCAAGUGUCCUGAAUAUGAACAGAUGUCCUCAUCGCCUUGCUGA